Molecule: messenger RNA, 7214 nt
Organism: Acipenser ruthenus (sterlet)
Lineage: Eukaryota; Metazoa; Chordata; Actinopteri; Acipenseriformes; Acipenseridae
Product: collagen alpha-1(IV) chain-like
Exons: 52
Coding region: 146-5107 (1653 amino acids)
Cellular component (GO): basement membrane; collagen trimer
Molecular function (GO): extracellular matrix structural constituent
Source: RefSeq, a predicted model, not a curated record
UACUGAAGCAAAGAUCAACUGUUAAUGGUGUCUGAAAAUAAGAAGCUGCAAAAAGGUCUACACUUCAAGACAUUUCUUGUGUCAAUUUUGGACAUUCUACAAAUGUGUUCAUUAAUUUUAUUUUUGUAGGAAGUUUCAUUUCACAAUGCGGUUUCUAAAUUGUGCUUGGCUGCUAGUUAUAGCGGUCGUCACAAGUGGCAUACAUAAAACGGAAGCUGCGGGGUGCAGUGGUUGUGGAAAAUGUGACUGCAGUGGAGUGAAAGGACAAAAGGGUGAGACUGGCUUUCCAGGGUUGCAAGGUCCAAUGGGAUUUCCUGGAGUGCAAGGCCCUGAGGGGCCACAUGGACCAAUGGGCUCCAGCGGUGACGUUGGAGCCCCGGGACUCGCUGGGCUGAAAGGAAUCAGAGGCCCUGCAGGAAUACCUGGAUUUCCAGGAACCCCAGGCAUACCAGGUAUCCCUGGUCAAGAUGGUCCUCCAGGUUCACCAGGAAUCCCAGGAUGCAACGGUACAAAGGGUGACAGGGGCUUCGAUGGCAAACCCGGAAUGCCAGGAUUCUCAGGCAGUCCAGGUACCCCUGGGGUAGGAGGACAGAAGGGGGAGCCCGGUGAAAUAAAUGGCAUUUUUCUACACAAAGGUGAAAAAGGAAAUCCAGGAUACCCAGGUAAUCAGGGUGCAUCCGGAGCACCAGGACUUACAGGUCCAUUUGGCCCACCUGGACUGCAAGGACCCAAGGGUAAUCAAGGUCUAGCUGGCCCCAAAGGUGAGAAGGGUGACAGAUUGACUUUCCAAGGCCAAAAGGGAGACAAAGGUGAACCAGGCCCAAGAGGCACUCCUGGCAUACCCUCAGAGGUUUCCGGGCCUACACAAGUAACCGUAAUACCAGGAACUAAGGGUGACCAGGGUGAGGUCGGUCCCAAAGGUGAACCAGGUAUUUGCCUUGGAGGCGUGAAAGGUGAACCUGGAAAACCUGGCCCCAGAGGUAAACCAGGGAAAGAUGGAGAGCAUGGAGUACCAGGAAGCCCUGGUACUCCAGGUGCUUCAGGUAUCCCAGGCUUAAGAGGACAGGAUGGUGAGAAGGGGGAUAAAGGUGAAAUUGGGCUUCAAGGUCCACCAGGAACUGUGGUUAAAACGACUGGUGAAGUUAUUGUAUAUGGGGAAAAAGGUGAAUAUGGACCACCGGGCUUCCCAGGGCUACAGGGGGAAAAAGGGGAGCAAGGUUUUCCUGGUGUACAAGGACCCUCUGGCCCCCCAGGUCUAAGUCUCCCGGGACCCACUGGUCCAGCUGGGUUUCCAGGGGAGUCUGGUCAGAAGGGAGACCAAGGAAAUCCUGGAUUGUCUCUGUCUGGAGAAAAGGGGCAAGACGGAGCACAAGGACCACCCGGACCACCAGGCCCACCUGGAUCCUUAGAUGAAAAAUGUAAGGAUCCAGAAUGCCCCCCUGGUCCACCUGGAUUUCCAGGAGAGAUGGGUCAAAAAGGUGACAGAGGAGAUUCCUGUUUCCACUGCGAGUCGUUUGGUCCUCCUGGACUUCCCGGCCCACAAGGACCAGCAGGGCAACAAGGUUAUCCAGGGCGAACUGGUACUAAGGGUGAAAAAGGUUCUCAAGGAAGUCCUGGUCUUGAAGGUGCCGCUGGUGUUCCUGGUACUCCUGGCUUGUAUGGCUCCCCUGGUGCAAAAGGGGCACCAGGAGAUGUUAUCUUUGGACCAAAUCUAAAAGGAGACAAGGGUCAGGCAGGGAUCUCUGGUCCUACUGGGACUCCAGGUUUUGAUGGGGCACCAGGAAGGGAUGGUCUACCCGGGAGCCCAGGCCCAAAAGGCGAGCCAGCCACCAUUGGUUUCAAAGGGGAUCGUGGUCCAGCUGGAGACCCUGGUUUCCCAGGAACUCAAGGAGAAAGGGGUCCUCCAGGGCCCCCGGGGUUUGGUUCUCCUGGUUUACCUGGAGAGAAAGGAAACCAGGGAGUCCCGGGGCAUUCGGGAUUGCCUGGCUCUCCUGGAAUUAAAGGUGAACCUGGCAAAAGCAUGGUUAAAACUGGACCACAAGGCCCACCUGGAAUUUCCGGAAUACCAGGGCAGCCAGGCUCCCAAGGUGAUAUGGGCCCUCAGGGAAUCCCUGGCAUCCCUGGAUUUCAAGGAGAAAAAGGUGACCAGGGUCAGCCAGGAGUGGGCUUUCCAGGGCCACCUGGAGCCAAAGGACACCCAGGGUUGCCAGGGACAGUGGGGCAGCCUGGUUCUCCCGGGCUUGACGGGAAAGAAGGUGGAUCAGGACGCCCUGGCCCACCUGGGCAGAAGGGUGAACCUGGGAUUGGUCUUCCCGGGCCCAAAGGAUCUCCAGGCCCUCAAGGUGUUGAGGGAUUCCCGGGAGGGAAAGGAAACCCAGGGCUUCCUGGCAUUCCUGGAGCUGAAGGUCACACAGGCCCGCCUGGUCCUCCAGGCUUAAAAGGUAACCAGGGGCCUCCAGGUUUACAAGGUGUCAGAGGCCCCCCUGGUGAACCAGGAGUUGGUGAUCCUGGCCUACCUGGGCCCCAGGGCCCACCAGGUCCACCCGGCCCUCUAGGAUCACAUGGGUUAAAGGGUGAAAAAGGCUACCCAGGCUUCCCUGGACUGGACAUGCCAGGGCCCCAAGGAGAGACAGGCCCCCCGGGUUCCACUGGCAUUCCAGGAAUAGUUGGGUUUCCAGGACAACCUGGCCCAGCAGGGAGAGAAGGACUCUCAGGGACUCCAGGUCCUAAAGGAGAGAUGGGAGUGAUGGGCACACCGGGUAUAUCUGGAAGCCCUGGUUUCCAAGGUAACCCAGGUUUGCCUGGCUCAAGAGGUGAUCCAGGUUCCAUUGGCCCGACUGGACAUCAAGGUGAAACAGGAGCUAAAGGAGAAGCAGGGGACCAAGGGAUAAAGGGCCCUCCAGGGACCAUGUCCAAGGAAGAAAUACAGCAAAUGAGAGGACCGAAGGGAGAGAAAGGAUUCACAGGUGUUGCAGGAAAAGCUGGCGUGAAAGGGUAUCAGGGAACCCCAGGUAGCCCAGGAAUGCCAGGAAAGGAUGGAGAGCCAGGACUGCCUGGGCAACCAGGACUUAAAGGUGACCCAGGUUCUACUGGACUCCCUGGUCAUGAGGGUUUACCAGGACAGAAAGGAUCCAUUGGUCAGAUGGGCUUACCGGGUUCAGAAGGAGAAAAAGGUACUAAAGGUGUGGUGGGUUCACCUGGCUUGAAGGGCUACUCUGGAAUGCCUGGUGAAAAGGGUCUAAGGGGCGAUCCUGGAGAACCAGGUAUCGGAAAGCCAGGAGCUGAAGGUGAAAAGGGUCAGCCAGGCCCACCAGGCUUCCCGGGUAUCUCAGGUGAUAAAGGUGUGAAGGGAGUACAAGGCAUGCCAGGAAUGCUGGGUGCACCAGGUCCUAAAGGAGACGUUGGAUCACCAGGGUAUCCAGGCAGUCCAGGAUUUCCAGGACAGAAAGGAAUUGAUGGAUUAUCUGGCACUCCAGGGCAACCAGGACUUCAAGGAAGGCCAGGCGAGCCAGGCCUUCAGGGGCCUCCCGGCCCGGCAGGAACUAAAGGUGACCCUGGACUGGAUGGAAUUCCUGGCCUGUCUGGAGAGAAGGGUGACCAAGGUUCAUCAGGUAGAGGUUUUCCAGGACGUCCCGGUGUUCUUGGAGAGAAAGGUAACAAAGGAGACGCAGGCUUACCUGGUCUCCCAGGUAGUCCUGGAAUCCCAGGUGUUAAAGGAGAUCAAGGGCAGCCAGGUUAUCCAGGGCAGCAAGGCCCGUCUGGUUUCCAGGGUCCACCUGGGGAAGCGAUGGAAGGUCCAAAAGGUGAAAGCGGACAACCAGGAUUGCCCGGACCUUCAGGUUCACCUGGACCCCAAGGGCCACCUGGAAUUCCAGGAAAUAUUGGAGGCAAAGGGGAAAAAGGAACCCAUGGCUUACCUGGGCUGCCUGGACUUCAGGGACUCAAGGGAGAGCGAGGAGUGCCUGGAAUUCCUGGAAAUGCUGGACUUCCUGGUCUCAAUGGACAGAAGGGUGAAAUGGGGGCUCAGGGAGUGCCAGGGUUUCCAGGAAUGAAAGGUGCUACCGGACAUUUAGGUUACAAAGGAGAAACUGGUGAACGAGGUUUUUCUGGUUCUAAGGGUAUCGAUGGCCCUCCUGGUCCACCAGGACCUACAAUUUCAGUUAAAGGAGACCGAGGCUUACCUGGUCCUCAAGGUCCACAAGGACUCCCUGGUCAAUUAGGAUAUCCAGGACCCAAGGGACAACAAGGUGUGAGCGGAAUUAUAGGUUUGCCAGGGCAGGAUGGAAUUCCUGGGUUUGAUGGUAGGCCCGGACAGAAAGGAGAACAUGGACCGGUCGGCCCUCCAGGCCCAAGAGGAUAUCCAGGCUCACCAGGCCCUGAUGGCUUGCCAGGACCAGCAGGGAUACCAGGACCAUCAUCCAUAGCUCAUGGCUUCCUUGUUACAAGACACAGCCAGAUGGUAGAGGUGCCUUCAUGUCCAGUAGGAACAACGAAAAUCUACGAUGGCUAUUCUCUCUUAUAUGUGCAAGGCAAUGAAAGGGCACAUGGCCAAGACUUAGGUACUGCUGGAAGCUGCCUUCGCAAGUUUAGUCCCAUGCCAUUUUUGUUCUGUAACAUUAACAAUGUCUGCAACUUUGCAUCAAGAAAUGACUAUUCCUAUUGGCUGUCUUCCCCUGAACCAAUGCCAAUGAAUAUGGCUCCCAUUACUGGUGAAAGUAUCAGGCCUUUUAUUAGCAGAUGCUCAGUUUGUGAAGCACCAGCCAUGGUAAUUGCAGUCCACAGCCAGACAAUCCAGAUCCCGCAAUGUCCCAGUGGAUGGGAAUCCCUGUGGAUUGGCUAUUCUUUCGUCAUGCACACUAGUGCAGGCGCAGAGGGCUCUGGCCAGGCCCUGGCCUCUCCUGGCUCCUGUCUGGAAGAGUUCCGCAGCGCUCCCUUCAUUGAGUGCCACGGUCGUGGAACCUGCAACUACUAUGCCAAUGCCUACAGUUUUUGGCUAGCUACUAUUGAGAACGGUGAACUGUUCAAGAAACCUGUCUCUGCUACACUUAAGGCAGGAGAUCUACGGAGCCACAUCAGUCGUUGUCACGUCUGUAUGAAGAAGACAUAAUAGUCUUCUCUGGGACUUUUUAUAAACUAUGGUGCUAUUGCCUUAAGAAAAGUGAGGCGUAAACCAAAAAAAACAGUAUCCUGUGUACCUCACAAGAACAGAUUUAAUACAAGAACCAGUACCAGAGUGCAUAACAAGGGGAGAACAAGACAUGAGAGAGCCUUCUGCCUCACUGGCACUUUGCUGUCUGAGAAAGUACAUUCAGUAUCUUAGAUUUCCCAAAUGGCACUUUGUUUAUUACUGCACUGAUUUAUAUUACUUAAGCAAGUGUCCAUUUAAAUUAAAAAAUUCUUGAGUAUGGUGCUACAAUGUAUACAAAGCUUUCUGUACUAAUGUUAGGGAUGAGGGUGGCAGGUUACAAGGGCUUUCAUUGAAAAAUCAAGAUCAAUUUGAUGCAGUUUAAAGCCAAGAAUACCCAGUUUGAUUUGGUAUGCACAAUCUUUACCCAUCACACUAUUAAAAAACUUGCAGUAUAAAUAUGGCACAUACGGCAGAUAAUAUUCUAUGUUUUCAAAGUGUUUACCCCAGUUUUUAAUUAACAUUUUUUUAAAGGACGCUAAAACCAAAUAAGUUUUCAUGUUUUUUGCUUCUUAGUUUUGUAACAUUAACAUAGAAUUCUCUAUGUUCAGAAAAGUGUUAAUUAAAGCCUUGAGUAAAUGCAUUGCAAUAUUGUCCUCUGUAUAAUAAAAAUAGGUAUGAUAGCUAAAUUAUUUUAUUUACACAAUCAUUAACUUUUUUUUACUAAAUGUUUUUCAAAUACAAUACAGUACUAAUACAAUAAAAGAUUAUGUAAUUCAACUAUAGAAUACUGUAUAUUCAGAUGGCUUCUAAGAUUACAUAUUUUAGAACACAUGUUAUUCACCUAGCAGUGCAGUAGAUAUAUAUUAUUUUUUCACAAGAGUUCCUGCUACUUUUAAAAAGUACUUUUGAGGUUUUAUCCAGCAAGUGGGUUAACAGAUUGUGAUAUUUUAAACAGCUUUUCAUGAAACACAAUUUUGACAUUUUGUAUCUUCUCAUGAUUACUCAGUUACAAGUAAGUAUAUACUUUUUGCACCCCAAUUCUUGAAUUUGAUAUUUCUGUAUUUAAUAUUGUUCAGGGUUUUUAUAUAUGCUACAUCCCAUAUGCUACACACACUCACACACAACAUGAAUUACUUGACUAUGCAAGCUAAUUAUUAUCUACUGUGUUUUUUUUUUCUUUUUUUUUUCUUUUAGUAUGUCAACUGGUACAGUUAGAUUAUUAUUAUUUAACCCUUUAUAUCCUGGGGUGUCCAGGGACACCUGUGUUUUUGUUCUAUAAUGACAACUGGUGGCUGUGUCCUUUUCUACAGAAGCAAAGAUGUUAUUCCUUAAUAAGGGAAAACAAAGUAAAGAAAGACUCUCUAAGAUGGUUGCUUAGUGACCCUCCAGGAUAUGAAGGGUUUCUGAAGUGACUGACUUGGAAGAGGUACUGAAACCACAAUGCCUUUUUACUAUACUCUCCAACACACACAAAGUACAUUUAGAAUACUGAACUACAAUUAGUUUUAAAUGUGUGUAUAUUUACUAUCAUUCAAAAAUGGGCUUUAAAAAAAAUAAUUGGAUUGACUUUCGGGUGAAUCCAGCAUGGGCUAUCAUAAGGAACUCUGAAGUACAGUUUUAAUGAUUUCAUAUACUGUAUUGAAAAUGUUGGAUUGACUUUCGGGUGAAUCCAGCAUGGGCUAUCAUAAGGAACUCUGAAGUACAGUUUUAAUGAUUUCAUAUACUGUAUUGAAAAUGUUAUGAAAUGUUAAAUACCGGAAAUGAAAAACCCUCCCACAGCAAUUGUUUACGGUAUAGGCAAGCACAACAAUAAUCUAUUACAUGAGGUUCCCAGGAUCUAUUAUAAAAUUUAGGAUUAUAAAAUAAAUCAGACAUUUUCAAUGGGAACCAAGCAAUGCUGUAAAUCACUAAAACCUCUGAGCAACAUCAUGUGAACCUCCAGACCUCCAAAAAAGAGUCACUGAAAGGAUUUUUCACAUGGGGAUCUAAAGCCUAACAAAAAUUGUUUUUUACACCUGCUUGUAUUUCAGCACAACAACCCAUGCAUUCUUUAAUGUUUAUAAUAAAAUAAUUUGUAUGAAAUGUA